This is a messenger RNA of Malurus melanocephalus (red-backed fairy wren), 390 nucleotides long. Its product is annotated as visinin. Lineage: Eukaryota; Metazoa; Chordata; Aves; Passeriformes; Maluridae. The annotation marks the transcript as partial. Gene Ontology annotation, molecular function: calcium ion binding. The transcript has a single exon. The record is from RefSeq and is a predicted model, not a curated record.
CUCUGGGCCAUGGGCAACGCCAAGAGCGGCGCCCUGUCCAAGGAGAUCCUGGAGGAGCUCAAGACCAGCACCCGUUACUCGGAGGAGGAAUUGUGCCGCUGGUACGAGAGUUUCCAGCGCCAGUGCCCGGACGGGCGCAUCAGCCGCGCCGAGUUCGAGAAAAUCUACGGCACCUUCUUCCCCAACUCGGACCCGCAGGGCUACGCGCGCCACGUCUUCCGCAGCUUCGACACCAACGACGACGGAACCCUCGAUUUUCGGGAGUACAUAAUAGCGUUACAUCUCACCUCAUCGGGGAAAACGCAUUUGAAGCUGGAAUGGGCGUUUUCGCUCUUCGAUGUGGAUAGGAAUGGAGAGAUCAGCAAGAAUGAGGUGUUGGAGAUCAUCACG